Messenger RNA from Fonsecaea multimorphosa CBS 102226, 1368 nucleotides. RefSeq lists its product as uncharacterized. Gene Ontology annotation, biological process: transmembrane transport. The transcript has 2 exons. Gene Ontology annotation, cellular component: fungal-type vacuole membrane. The record is from RefSeq and is a predicted model, not a curated record. The coding region runs from base 1 to 1368 and encodes 455 amino acids. Gene Ontology annotation, molecular function: transmembrane transporter activity. Lineage: Eukaryota; Fungi; Ascomycota; Eurotiomycetes; Chaetothyriales; Herpotrichiellaceae.
AUGCGUAUCCCCCCGGUCGACAACAAAGAUGAAGACUUGUCGACCAUAGCUCCACAGAAUACGUGGGAUUCCACCGAAAAGACACCACAGACUCCAGUUGCAGAUGUAGCAGGACACAGUACACAGCAAGCGCCUGCCCAGCAGCUUGGCUUUGUACCUCCCAAUGGAGGUUUCGAAGCGUGGUUGCUGGUCUUUGCGGGCUUCUUGGUCUUUGCCAAUGUCUGGGGCAUCGUCAGCACAUUUGGCGCAUUUGAAGCAUUCUUCAUCAGAGACCUCCUGGCCAACGAGUCGGCGUCGGCAAUAUCAUGGAUCGGCAGCGUCCAGGCUUUCCUGGUCGUCUUCACGGGCGUCUUUGGUGGUCCUCUGUUCGAUCGCGGCUAUCUCAGAUCGCUUGUCUUCUCCGGUUGUUUCCUCACUGUGUUCGGCAUGAUGAUGACCAGCUUGGCCAAGUCCUACUACCAAGUCUUUCUGGCGCAGGGUAUUUGUGUCGGCUUGGGAGCUGGGCUGUCCUAUGUCCCAACCCUGGCGCUCAUUUCGACUUACUUUACAACCAAACGCCCCAUCGCGAUUGGGAUUGCGGCGGUCGGCUCGAGCGUGGGCGGCGUUAUCUUCCCCAUCAUGUUUCGCAGGUUGCAACCACAGAUUGGCUACGGCUGGACCGUCCGCUGCAUUGGCUUCAUCAACCUAGCUUUCGCGGUGUUCAUCUGCCUCAUUCUCGGCCGACACAGGAAAGAAGGAGGGGGCCAAGCACGAUCUCUCUGGGACCUGACAGCCCUCCGGGAGCCGGUCUUCCUGUUGUGGACCGCCUCAUUGUUCUUCCUCUUCUUGGCAUACUACAUUCCUCUUUUCUUCAUCGUCUCCUGGGCACGCUGGGUAUUGCAUACAUCCGAAGACAUGGCAUUCUACAUGCUCGCCAUAUUGAACGGUGGCUCGUUCCUCGGCCGUACAUUUCCAUAUCUUCUGGGUCGGCGGGUGAAGCCAAUCUACACUCUCAUCUUCGCCGCCGUCCUCGGCACCGUACUGAUAUUCUGCUGGAUCGCCAUCCACAGCUCGGCGGCAUUUAUUGUUUGGUGUGUCCUCUGGGGAUUCGUCGCAGGGGUCUUGGUCACGGCUCCAACCUCCACAAUGCCGCAUCCUGUGAUAUCACCGAACAUGGGGGUGAUUGGCACCAGGAUGGGGAUGAGCUGGAGUGCCGCCGCCGUCGGAUCUAUCAUCGGAUCGCCGAUUGCUGGAGCCCUUGCAAACGUCGCUUCCGGAGACUUUCUUCAUGCACAAGUGUUUGUCGGUGCUGUCAUGGCCGCCGGUGCUAUUUGUUUGAUUCCGGCAUUGAUUGCAAUUGAGAGGCAUGACCGCAAAGCCAAAAUUUGA